UGCAUCGGGAGGUGGAGUUUCUUUGGUAAUCAGUUUUCUACAGACCCGUCCCCUUUUUCCGAUUGCAAGUGAAACGCUUUCAACGUAGAAAGUUCUCUGCUAUUUGGCUUAACAACUUCGACUUUUCUCUUUUUUCCUACGUCUAUAACGACUGGGAUUCGCUGAUAUCUUAGAAUUGUCGUAUCUGUUGUGAGAAUUGUUUUGAAGAUGUGCCAGUGUUUUGCAAUGGAGAAAACAACACGCGUCAAGAAAUAGAAUAAACGCCUAUUUCGCUUCCAACAAGCGUAUCUUCCGUAUUUCAGGUAUCCUCGAUUCUAAAUGAAGUGUUUGCAGUUGAUCCCUGAGACAUUUAUCUGUAGUUCAGAUAUCGAAUAUCACAAUUAAAGAUUUUCAUUUACAUUUCUUCAUCUUCUGCAAAUUCUUCAUAAAGUACGUCCCCAGUGCAAGAUACGGGGCUGAAGGUACUUCAUCGGAUUAACCUCGUAUCGAAUUGCCACGCCACGUUAGUCCUUUUGACACGACCGAUCGUGUACAUAUAUGUGAUAAUCUACUAUGCAAAUGAUUAGAAAUGCAUAAUUUAUGUACAAUAACAGUUAAGUGAAAAACAAUUGAAGGCACUUUAAUAAUGAUAGUAAGGUCGGAAUAAAGGAAUCCACUGACAGAAUUUUUCUUUGUUUUUUUUUUUUCAUAACGAUUGUGUAGUGUGACUUUUUAAAAAGUUUCAUCCAAUAUAUUUUGGUGGCGCAGCGCAUCGGUGUGCAGUCGGCCUAAAGUCAUCGGCCAAGGUACAAGAGAAUCCUCUGCGUUCCGGAGGAUGCAGGGGGUGGCAAGUUGGCAAAAGAGGAACCGGUGUAUUGCGGCUCUGAUGGGAAGAAGAGAGAGCAACAGAGAGCUGGGCGAGAAGGUGGGGCGCGGAGGUUAGUGGCGGAUACGAGAAGAGCACCAGCACCGGUACGAAACCGAGACGGAGAAACAGGGAGAGAAAGGGAGAGCUGGACAAAGAGAGAACGAGCGUAAAGGGAGGGAGGCUUGAUAGAGAGAGAAAGAAAAUCCGGUUGCCUGGCGACGAGCCAUCUAGUUCGAUCCCAGCCAGCCGACCAGCCACCCUCUGGACGCAGGAGCAACGAGAGAAGGCGACUACCUUCUGCCUUCGUUUCCUUUUUCUUGUCAUUCUUAACUUUUCUACACCGCCGCGCCUUUAUUUCCCCAGGCUGCGCUGGAUAGUCUCUUGCUCAACCCCCUCCGUUUUUCGUGUUAACAGAGUACGUCGGUUCGCUGUACCGUUCGGAUGGUAAUGGAUUUCAGUUAGUUCGAGAAGAGAACUGCUGCUUUCACGGCCGUAGUGGUCGAUCGAGAGUGCGUUGCGUGCAACGUGUUUGUGUGUCGAAUGUGCAAUCGCUUAGGACAGUGUUUCAUUUUAUUGCUAUGAUGAGAGUGGUCAUUAGAAUGGGCUACCGCGGGGGAAGCCUCGGUUGAAAGGAAGAGAAUAAAAAACGGAAGAAAGAAGAGUAACCUCGUUGGUGAGAGAUAAAACGAGCGAGCGAUACAGGGAUAAAAACAGAAGAAAGUGUGCGUGUGGAUGCACACGCAUGUUCGAAAAGAAAGGAGAGAGCCGAGCAUCGAAGAGAGGAGUUUGACGUAGAGUAAAACCAAUAAGGGGAUAAAAGUUCGGCAAAAUUUUGCUAGAAAAAUGAAGUUCUUCGAUCCUUGUGAGUUUCGUUAUGCAAUAAAAAUUGCCAAAUAUCUCGAUGUACUUCGAUGGAACGUAAUCGACAAAUAACUGAAGAAAUAUUUUCGAAAUGCGAUAUUGCACGUACAACUGCCAUCGGCGUUAUGAUAGCUGGAAUCGAUGUCGGUUACUUCUGUGAUCCGAAUCGAUUUUUUGAUUAGUGAGAAAGAAGUAAAAUAACGAUUAUGUUCUAGAAAAGAACCGAAAACUGAAAACAUUAUCAAGAAAUUGCGCAUAGCCGUUUGCUUGUUAUAGAUUUUACAAUUCGAUAAGAUUAGUCGAUAAUCGAUAAAGAAAUCGAUUCACUGAAUUGAUGUCGCGAACAAUUCGAGUGCUCUAGGGAUAUUCUUAAAAGGAACAAAGGGAGGAAAGUUGGCCCAUUGAAAAAGCUUGCCAACUAUAACGGAUCUCAUAUCUUUUUUCAUCCUAUUUCCUCAUCUUUCUUUUUUUUCGACGUUAUUCUUUCUCUCUCUAUCUAUCUCUCUUCCUCCUCCUUCUCUUGUUCGGUCGUUCGCUAUAGCCGAUCAACGCGAAUCGAAAUCUACGUAUAGGCCAGCAACAUGUUCCAGUGUAUUAUUCAGCAAAGGAACGGAUGGAUUCAUCCUUAUAAUCCUGACACCAAGGACGUAUUUCCAGACAUACGGCUGCAGCUGAACGAACAGCUGAGAUGUCUCGACAUCAGGAUGGAGGCCCAAGUCGCCCUCGUGGCGGAGCUUCAGGAUUUUUUUCGAAGAAGAGCCGAGCUGGAGCUCGAUUACAGCAAGUCUCUAGACAAGAUGGCCAGAAGUAUACAGCUCAGACACAAAGAGCAAAAGCAAAAGCGAGAACAGUGGCCCCUAUUCUCCAGCUACGCUUGCUGGCAACAACUUAUCAACGAAACAAAGUCCUUAAGCAGAGAUCAUGCAGCACUUUCGGAGGUCUACAGCACACAUCUCGUUGGUCGUCUCAACCAGGUGAUGGAAGACGUACAGCGGAUAUACAAACGAUGCCGUGAGAUAGGAUAUGAGACGCACGAAGAGAUCCUCCGGGUAUUGCACGAAUUGCACACAACGAUGAAAACCUAUCAAGCUUAUCAGGCAGAAUCCCGGCAAGCGGAAACAAAGCUUCGGGUUGCUGAACAACAGCGUAGCAAACUCGAAGUGGCAAAUGCCCCACCCGAAAAGCUAGCACGCAGCAAGAAGUACAAGUUAAUCGAGAAGGAAGUGAACAAGAGAAAGAGCAAAUAUCAGGAAGCGAAGCUGAAAGCGUUGAAAGCAAGAAACGAAUACAUUUUGUGUCUCGAAGCAUCAAAUACGACAAUACACAAAUAUUUUGUGGACGAUCUUUCGGAUCUCAUUGAUUGCAUGGAUUUUGGCUUUCACAAUUGCAUUGCCAGAGCGUUGCUAAUGCACUGCAGCGCAGAAGAGGGUAGGCAACGUUCCUUGCAAUCAGGUGCUGAACAAUUGGCUGCCUGUGUCGGUGCUUUAGACUCGAGGGCAGAUAAACAAAGGUUUCUAGAAUCCCAUCAUUCUGCUUUCAUGAUACCGAAAAAAUUCGAGUUCCAAGGACAACGAGGAGACGAGACUCCGGAACCCGAAUUGCAAAAGUUGUUACACGCUGAGAUGGAACAACGAUUGACGCAACUACAGCAAAGAGUAAUGUCUUUGAGGACCGAAUCUGAGGAAGUGUGGAAAACUUUAGAAACUGCAGAAGCUAGUCUGUUAGAAAUGCUAACUGCGAAAGAUUACGAUUGCUCUAGAUAUUUUGGAGAGAACGCUGUACCCACAUCUAGACCUCCAGAAACUGUGCAGAUCAAGCUUAGAGCCGACAGACAAGAAACUGAAGAAUUCUACCUCACGAAAUUCAGGGAAUACCUUCUUGGCACCUCAAGAAUAGCUAGGUUAGAUGCAAAGCAAGAAUAUAUUCGACAGAGCCUAUUAGAUGGCUCCACUGCUAGCCCAAACCCGUCAAUGUCGGCAACGAAACAGAAACAGGCCCGAAGAAAACGAAUUGGUAGAUUGCAGAUGAAUGGUCAACCAAAAUUAUUUGGCGGCUCAUUAGAAGAAUAUUUAGAAAGCACAAAUCAAGAGAUACCUUUAAUUAUGAAGAGCUGCAUCAGAGUAAUCAAUCUAUAUGGUCUUCAUCAUCAGGGUAUCUUUCGUGUCUCGGGAUCCCAGGUGGAGAUCAACAACUUCCGUGAAUGGUUCGAGCGAGGAGAAGAUCCUUUGGCUGAUGUUACGGAUGCGUCAGACAUUAAUAGUGUUGCUGGUGUUUUGAAGCUUUAUUUGAGAGAAUUGAGAGAACCACUUUUUCCAAUUAUUUAUUUUGAACAUUUAAUGGAAUUAGCACAAUUAGAAUCGAAACAGGAGUUCGUUAAUAAGAUGAAGGAACUAAUUUCAAGUCUUCCAAGACCAGUCGUCAUUGUAAUGCGAUAUCUCUUCGCCUUCCUUAAUCACCUUUCAGAAUUUUCGGACGAAAACAUGAUGGACCCCUACAAUUUAGCUAUUUGUUUUGGUCCCACUCUGGUACCUGUUCCUGAGGACAAAGAUCAGGUGCAAUACCAAAAUCAAGUAAACGAACUGAUCAAAAACAUCAUUACGUUCUGUGAAGAAAUAUUCCCAGAAGAUAUUGGAGGUACUCAGUACGAAAAAUACAUCAGUAGAGAACCAGAUGACGUAGACGUAGGAGAUUCGCCGACGGAUCAGGUCCAGGAAGACAUGGAUUCCGAAGUGUAUCCAUCCGAGGAUGAAUCGGAAAACCUCGAAGCCACAGCGCAAUUCGAUUUCAAUGCAAGGUCCGAAAGAGAGUUAAGCUUCAAAAAAGGGGAUACCUUAACUCUAUACACACAAGUCAGUAAUGAUUGGUGGCGAGGUGCCUUGGCUGGUAGAGAAGGGCUUAUUCCUGAUAAAUAUAUUAUGAUCAAGAUAAAGGAUGAAGAACGUGAAAAAGAACUUCUAAAAUCGUCGAGUGAAGAAUCAAUGCGAAGAAGAACUUCCAGUUCUGCUGAUAGUAUUCUGUCGAGUAACAAUUCACCACUCAUGGGACCGUCUGGCAAUCCGACUACUUGGUCCUCUAGUACCACAUCCGACACACCGGCUACCACGAAUAUAAUUGCAACAGACAAUAUCAGUAACAGCGGUGUGAUCUCAACGAUUGUGACAAAUGUUCCUUGCAUCUCUUCGGCGCAACCAAUCAUCAGCCGAGAGGAAUGUGGAUCUCGAGUGAUAAAGGUAUCAACGCCUGAAAAAGAAAAACACAUCUUUACUUCAGAUCUUCGUACAGACACCGCACCAGUCAUUAUUAGUAAUAAUGUGGAAAAUGAAAAGAUGUCGGAUUUUAGUGAGUCAUCGAUACAACAACAACAACGCAAUGAAGAAGCUGGCGGUGAAGAAGCGGAACGAAUCUCCUUGAUGAAUUUAGAUAGUGGAGCAAAACGUGGAACCAGUAGGAAACAACAUUGGAAAUCUCAAAGCAUGGGAGACACUUUACAGCAGACAGUAAACUCUCUACAAACAAGCAGUACGGUUACCCAAGAAGAAGAACCGCAAGAACAACCAACAUUUUCGGCAAAUCGAGAACUAUGGCAAAGACGUGCAACGUCACAAACACAAUUAAAUCCACCUGCGCCACCGAAUCAUAAGAUAUUCCGCACUUCUCAAGAAUUUCGUGAAAUGCGCCAAAAACAUACACCGGAUCUUGUGAUGGAUCUACCUUUGUCCGCGCAAGAUGCUAGCAAAAAAUCUGUUUCAUCAAGUAGUCUGAGCAGUUCUGACGAGGAAAGCCCAAACUUAAAUCAACCAUCACGAGCCGAAGCAGCUACGUCACCCACGGGUGGACCCGAAUCUCCUGAUAUGAGCACGGCUGCAGAACGAUUUGCUAAACAAAAUCAAUGCACCUUGAAAAAGAAUACGAAAACAAAUCCGGACGUGCCAAAAUUAAAACGCGUGGAACCUGAACACGAACCUGAACAGGAGAUCGAGGAAAUGGUCAGAUCGACUAGUUCGAAUCAAAUCACAGACUCAAUAUCUUUAAGGUCUCCGCUUCCUUCGCGUUCGACACCUAAGGUUGUUGCGAAAUUCGCAGAUAUGCACCUAAGCCGUGGCAGUCAGGUGUCCUCGUUCAAACCACAGGUGAAGGUGAAGCCGACGAUUCUCAGGAAGCCGGUGCUGCCAUUUCCUCAUUCGCAUAUGAGUCCAGAGCUCGCAAGAAAGAUCGAAAAACAAGCGCAGAGCGCUGAACAAUCGAAUUAAUUGCUGCCAAAGUAUCGAAGAGGUGUAGCAGCGAAAAAUGUAUUUAUUUUUAGCAAUCCAUGCGUGUUUGAGUAAGAUUUCCAGACGCGUAGAUUUGCCAUUGACUUUCCAUUGACCAGAUACUCCGCCCAAUUGCAAGGACAUAAACAAAGUGUGUUAAUUACUGUAUCCAAGAAGAAAGAAAAGCCGGACAGUAUAGUUCCUUGAUAUGAUAACGUUUGAGUUAAAAAUGCUAAUACGCUACAUACGAGGUUCGAUGCUGUCUCCGGGCCGAGUUUAUUUUUUCUACAACUAUUUUCCAUUUUCGCAGAAUUUUUUUACCAAAUGACCCGCGAAACGAUGUUUCUAGUCAUCGAGCGACGAUUGAUAAACGAUGCGUGAGCGAAAAAAUACAUCGAAAAAACAAUUACAAUUUCGAAGUUAAAUAGUUGUUUACCAUGAGAGUGAGAGUGAGGAAGAAAGUGUGUGAGAGAGGGAGAAAAAGAUUUUGUACGUUGGACAAUAUGUAAUUUAUUGCAAGGAAUAUUUCUUCUCAAGGUGUAUCAGUAUGAAGUUUGCAACAAACGUGUUCGAUGUUCCUUUGAAAUGCACAUGAAUGAGCAUGAAUUUUAAAAAUAACUUUUUCCAGAAAUUUAUUUCUUAGGAGGAAUGAAUGAGAUGAGUUCGGUACCCAAAGUCGGGGUUAUUACUAUCAUUAUCAUUAUCAUUAUUAUUAUUACAUUAUAUUAUUAUUAUUAUUAUUAUUAUUAUUAUUAUUAUUAUUAUUAUUGGACAUUAUAACAUGUCACAGACAUCUUUAUUAAGAACUAUACGACAAUGAUGUUCGAUUUAUUCGAGAGUAAUAAGUGUACAAUAAUGCACGAAUAUUUAAUGAUUCGACGUCAGCUUUAGGUAUUUACUGAUAAUUCUGCUAUAAAAAAUUCAACGAAAUAGGAAGAAAACGAUGUAACACCUCGACGUAUUCAUGCCCCUUUUUCCUUAUAACCCAUUAAAAAAAAAUUAUACUCGAUUAAAUAAUAUGCGUACAGUAAUCCGAUAUGCAAGUAUUCUAUAAUUAUACUCGGAACAAAAAAAAAUAAAGUUGUUCGAAAUGGGCAUAAAUGAUCCCAGCCCAAAGUAACAAGAAUUGCGAAUGCAGUUAGGGUGACUAACUUAAUACACUUUAUAGUUACUGAUUAAAUAUUAGUACUAAAUAUUAUCGCAUUAUACCCACCGCAAUAAGAAAUACCAAAGCCAAUGAAUUAUUGCCCUCUUUUUGAUUGCAUCAUAUUUGUUGAAAGAACACGCUAAAGCUUCAAUUUUCUACAAUGCGUUCGUUUUUAUAUACCACAACGAGAGUUACAUUUUUAUCAUCGUUUUCGUAUACUCUACUGUAUCGAAUUGUUAUUUUUGAGAGAAUGCAGUAUAAUUUAAUGCGUAAUUUAAUCUUGUUACAUCUUUAUGUCAAUUUAACCCAUUAAGUAGAAGCGAAAGCUUAAUUUGACGAUUUUCCGUUAGGAUUACUAAUAUUAAUUUCAAUAAAGAAACUUGCAGGCUGCAUUGGCCGUUUCAUGCAAUAAU
This is a messenger RNA of Megachile rotundata (alfalfa leafcutting bee), 7518 nucleotides long. Its product is annotated as SLIT-ROBO Rho GTPase-activating protein 1. The record is from RefSeq and is a predicted model, not a curated record. Gene Ontology annotation, molecular function: protein binding. Gene Ontology annotation, biological process: signal transduction. NCBI's taxonomy places the organism in Eukaryota, Metazoa, Arthropoda, Insecta, Hymenoptera, Megachilidae.